Molecule: messenger RNA, 7883 nt
Organism: Eriocheir sinensis (Chinese mitten crab)
Lineage: Eukaryota; Metazoa; Arthropoda; Malacostraca; Decapoda; Varunidae
Product: GRB10-interacting GYF protein 2-like
Exons: 23
Coding region: 458-5146 (1562 amino acids)
Molecular function (GO): protein binding
Source: RefSeq, a predicted model, not a curated record
GUGGUGCUGGCCGAGGGUGGUGCCCGGUGGUGUGGCGGUGGCGGUGCGGGGCUGCCCUGGGGGACGGGGGCGAGGAACAAUAUGGCCAAAAGGAAGACGUGUCCGGAGGGGGAGACACCAGCGCCCUGUAUUUUGGUGUUCGUCCCGAGGGUGUCCGUGUUCCCAGCCCCCAGGCCCAUUUUGUAGCCCCCCGGUGUAGUAGUGUUGGUGGCAGGGGCGCGAGGGGCGAAAAAGUGAUAACCCCAGGAGGUGGUGGGGUCCAAGGCCUCCAGAUAUGAUAGUGUUUACAGUGGCGGCCUGUGCGGGAAGCCCGGGGCAGGCCUGCGGAUAUCCGUCGUCUUGGCCGGGCUGGCGAGGCUUUUGUCAAUGGACCAACAACCUGUGGCUCGGCUUACUAGUGUUGCCUGCCCCGGCUGCACAGCAAGCGGUUAAUUCUCCAGUGGUUUGAAGUGAAAUAAUGUCAGAAACGGCUUUGAAAUUUGGCCCCGAGUGGCUGCGAGUCUUGUCCCACGGCGGUAGUGUAUCCUCUCCACCCCCCAGCCCAGGCGUCAACAAGAUGAAGCAGAGGGCAGAACAUCGUUAUGGUCGGGAAGAGAUGUUGGCACUCUUCAAUAAGCAUCAAAGUCCACCAGAUGGAAUGCAGGCGCUUGGCUCGCUGUAUGUCGACAAGGCUCAAGAACCACUGGCAUUCAUACCCAUGAACGAGGAAGAACAGCGUAUGUGGCAGAGAGGGGUAAACAGUGACGUCGUGCUUCGUCAAGCUGGGCGCGCUCCUGUCAAUGGGGUGGGGAGAGGCAGGGGAGGCAGUGUGGAUCGGGGACGGGGGCGCGGCCGAGGAACUGGUUCUUAUUACACGCGUGGGCUCAGCUACGACGAAGAGGUGGAACCACGGGGCCCGAAAGAAGGAGGACCACCUGGCAUUGGCAUUAGAGGUAAACCGUACGAGAGGUCGCAGAGUGUACACGAGCAGAGGCUUUGGAACGAGCGUGCUCCUGCUGGCACAGUGCCCAGUGUUGGCGUUGUGCCUGAGGACCGCAAUGGGGCAGUGUCACCACGGAAGGAGCAAGGGCGGGCCUCCAUAGAAAACUGGAGGUCCCGGGGUGGCGAAACCGAUGAUAGUGAACGCUGGAGGGGAGUUGGGGGCAACCGGGGUGAAAAGUGGGGUCCUCGUGGUUGGCGCGAGCGAGAGAAUGGACUGGAAGGUGAAUGGGAGGAGGGUGUGGGGAGAGGCAGCACUCGAGGGAUGCCUGCCUCAGCUCGGGGCAUGCGCCAGCCGUGGGAAGAAAAAGAUGGGCAUUUCCGCAAGUCCUGGGAUGAAGACAAUUUACCUGAAUGGUAUAUUGUUCGGUCAACUGAGAACCCUGAUGAGAAGGGUGGAAGCUUUGAUGCCUCAGGCGCCUUCCAUGGCCCGGGAUGGUCUGACGAGGAGGAGCCCACAGCUGAGGGACGUGGCUGUGGCCCCGGCAGACCCAGACAGAAGUCCUCCAGCCCCGACAAAGGCACACUGCCGCCUGAAAGCUCUGGAACUGACAAAGCUGAGGGUGGCAAGAGCCAGGAGGACUGUGAGGCAGGAGAUGAUAAGGCACAGAAGAAUGGGCUAGAGGAGGAUCCUCAUCCCGGGCUGUCCCCCAUGAAUGGCAUGGACCCUGUCCAGUCCCAUCAUCCAUCUGUUGAUUCAAUACCUACUGAGGUGCAUUUCUUUAAGAUAUAUGGAACCACCAAUGAAGAAUCACAGGGCAGGGAAGAGAACAGGGGCAGCCCUAAUGAGAUGGAGCAGAGUGCUGUUGUCCCUGAACCCAUGAUGAAUGGUGUAGCUUCAGAGGAGGAGAGCAGCAGCAGGGAGGUAGCACCAGCCCAGGGUUUCCAGGGUGAAGUGGGACCAGUUCCAGCACAGGCACAGAAUUCUGAUGAUCCAGAACCUGUGCCUGGGCUGGGAAGGGAGCACCAAGGGGAGGAGGAGAAGCUGGAGCACAUGCGAAGUGUUGCAGAUGAUUUGGUGGCAAAACUUGUCGAAGAGGAUGAUCCCCGACCGCGGUCUAACACUUCCAACCCAGGAGUGACGCCCCCAGGGCAGAUGGGACCCAUGCCUGACCCAGGGGCUCAUCCUGCACAGACUCCUGGAGAUGACAAGUGGUACUACACGGACCCUCAGGGAGAGAUCCAGGGGCCCUUCUCAUCCAGCGACAUGGCAGAGUGGUAUAAGGCUGGCUACUUUACCCCGAGCUUGCUGCUGAAGCGUGAGUGUGACGACCAGUUUGCUCAACUGGGAGACCUUACCAGAGUGUUUGGUAGGGUGCCCUUUGUACCUGGGCCCCCGAUUCCUCCCCUCAAGGUACCAGAGCUGCUGGCAGCACAGAAACAGCAGGCGGAGAGAGAACGCAUAGAGUUGCUGCGCACCUACAUGCUGCAGAAACAAGUUUAUGAACAGCAGCUUGCUGCUAGUCGACAACAAGUGUUACAAAAGCUACAGAGUCUAGAGGAGUGGAGCUCCCUCAGCCCCAUACAGCAGCAGCAGCUGUUCAUGCAGCACAUGACCAUGAUUCCUGCCCACCCACCCAUACCCCCCACAGUGCCUCCAUCCACUGCCAUACCUCAGACCACCCAGGUGUCAGCUCCCAUCCCUGACCCCAGGAUUGUUGCCGGACCAGACCCCAGAAUCCUGCCGGGCCCUGCUGGACCACCAUCCUCAAAGCCUCAGGACCCAAUACAAGCCCUUGUUGCACAAAUGCAAACGUCCCCUGCUCCCAGUAGCACAGCCAUGACUAGCUCCUGCGACGGGCUGCUGACCUCCCAGCUAACAGCAACAUCCAUGGUAGCUGAAAACCCUCUGCAAAAAUUGUUGAUGCAGCUGCAGAGGGGACAGCAGCCUGGAAUGGGACCAAUGGGAGGCCCAGUGGGGCCCCUAGGAGUGGGUCUGGCAGGAGCAGGAGGAGUGGCAGCGCCCCCAGUGGCCACUCCAGCCACCACCGUGCCAACAAUAGAGAAGCCGCCAGAGCAGCAGUUUGAUGCUAUCCAGUCCCUCAUGCAGCAGCUCACCAGCAUGCAGACACCCUCCCAGGAACAGAUGCAGGAGGAGCAGCGCAGGCGUGAUGAAGACCAAAAACGAUUAGAGGAGGAGAGAAAAUUAUUGGAGGACCAAAAGAGAGCAGAGGAAGAAAGAAUUAAGAUGGAAGAACUCAGGCUUAAGGAGGAACUGAAGAGGCAGGAGGAGCAAAGGAGAAGCCUGGAGGCCCUGCGACGUCAGCAUGAGGAGGAGGCACAGCGACUCGAGGAGGAGAGAAGGAAGAUCAUGGAGGAGCAGAUGAGAAGACAGGAAGAAAUGAGAAGAAUUGAGGAGGAAAAGGCCAGAAAAGAAGAAGAGCAGAAGAAGCUAAAAGACCAGCAAAUGAAUGAAGCCAAGCGAAGACAAGAGGAACAGCUGCGCCGGCAAGAGGAACACAGGCGACGGCAAGAGCAACAACAACAACAGCAACAACAACAGCAGCAGCAACAGCAACAACAUCAGCAACAACAUCAGCAACAACAUCAGCAACAGCAACAGCAGCAGCAGCAGCAGCAACAACAACAGCAUCAACAGCAGCAACAACUACUUCAUCAACAGCAGCAGCAACAGUUGCUUCAACAGAAACAGCAAGAGGAAGCGGCUAAGAGAAAAGAGGAAGCAAGGCGACAAGAGGAACUCCGGAGACAGCAACAAGAAGAAGAGAGGAAAAGGCAGGAGGAGGAAAGGAAGAGGCGUGAAGAGGAAGAGGAGGCGAGGCAGCAAGCUCAGAUCCAAGAGGAGAUGAGAAGGAUUGCUCUUGAGGAGGAACGAAGACACAUGCAGCAGGUGGAAGAGGAGGAGCGGCAGAGGCAGGCGGAGGAGGAGGACAGAAGGCACCAGCAUCUUCUGCAGGAACACCUGAAAAACAUUCUGCCUGCCUGGAAUGCUCAGUCCCCAGCCCCAGCCCCAGAGACCUCAGCGCCUUCCUUGGCAGACAUUCAGCGUGCACAGGAGGAGAAGGAGAGGAAGGAGCGGGAAGUGGAGCUCCAGAUGCAGCAGCAGCGGCAGAGGGAGGCCCAGAGACAGGCAGCAGAAGAGGCACGCCAAAAGAACUCAGGCCUCAAGUGGGCUGCCAAGGCUCAGGCCAACCCGUCACCUGCCCCUGUAAAGUCCCUCCUAGAGAUUCAGGCUGAAGAGGAGAAGGAGCUGAAGAAGCGUCAGGAGAAGGAGGCAGCUGAACGUGCAGCUGCUGUGAGUCACAUGAGUUUGGGAGCAGCAGGCGUCUGGGGAUCUGCCAUAUCCAAUCUCUCCUGGGCCAGCCGGGCCUCCAGCGUGGGGAUGACUGCACCUGGCCACCAGUCUAGUCAACAGUGGGGUGGAAACAGUGGUGGGCAGCCAGCUGGAGGUGGUUUGUGGAACAGCACCAACCAGCCUGCCACUGCAACCACCACCACUGCCACUGCCGCCGCCGCCGCCUCCAGCCCCGGUCACUCCGUCUGGAACAACGACCACUCAUCCAUCUGGAACCACGCGGACAACUCUUCUUCCACAGGAGGGUUUUGGGACAACCCUGAACCUGCCAAACCCAAGCCAGCCAGUGGAAGAACUCCCACCAAGCCCAACAACCAGAACCACAGCAAGAGUGGAGCAGCGAGUGCACAGCACAACAACACCAAUGCCCGGGUGAACAAGAAGAAGGGGAAGGAUGAAAGUGACAUGGUGAAGAAGUUGUUCACAGAGAAUGUUUCUCAGGCAGACAACUUCACCCAGUGGUGCAAGUCGUCACUCAACACCAUGAAGGUUCAUGCUUCAAUUGACAUUCCAACCUUUGUAACCUUCCUGGCGGAGGUUGAGUCCCCAUACGAGGUUCAUGACUACAUCCGCUCCUACCUUGGGGACAGCAAGGAGGUAAAGGAGUUUGCCAAGCAGUAUUUGGAGCGGCGCAGUAAAGCUCGCAACGCACAGAAGGAGCGGGAGGUGGAGGACGACAUCCUGGCGCCGGCACCAGCAGUCAACCCCAUCACUUCUGAGUUCCAGGAGGUUAAGGCUCGAAGCAAGAAGGCCAACAAGAAGAAAAUGCAGAAGGUAGACAGCAGCAUACUUGGCUUCAGCGUGACCUCAAAUGAGCGCAUCAAUGUGGGGGAGCGGGAGUACGCUGAGUGAGAUGGGCAAGGUAGUGGAAGGCUUGUCAGAAAAUGUGAAAUGCAAAUGUUUGAGAUGAAACUGCGUAGUAUAUGAAACUCAUGGCUGUGUUAAUGGAAGUUUGAAUUCUAUGCACAAGAAAUUAAAUGAAGCUAUCUUUUGUUGGUGCCCUAUUGAUUUCCAGUGGAGAAUUCUAUUUUCUCAUACAGUCAUGUAUAACUGUCACUCUUUCUGUCUUGGUUUAUUUGACCUACAACAUUUAUAAAGCUUUCUCUCCCUUGUCCAUGCUUCACCAGAAUUAUUUCCAGCAAAAAAUCAAGCAGUAGUUGAAUAAACAUUGUCCCAUCAGCAAAUUGACCAAAACAUUGUAGAAUGGGUGUAAAAUAGGUAAAAAAAGAGAUUUGAUGUCCACUGUCAGUCUACUUGCCAUGGUAUGGAUGUAAUAAGUAGGCAAAGGGAAGCUACUGUUCACUUGAAUGCCAGGCACACUACCUUGCCCUGAGUGUUGACUGUGAGCAGGUGGAGCGUGACUCUGUAGUGGCACGUAUGGCUGGUUGAGUGUUGCUUUCCUGCCUUGUCUCGUCUCAAGCAAAUCUUUCAGGAAAGUAUGAUUUAGUUAUUGAAGUCAAAGUUAUCUGUGAUAGUGGCCUGCUUACACACUUAGGCAAUAUGAUCAGAAUGUCUGAAUUUUAUUGAAUAAAACUGAAGGAUAUAUCUUGGAAAACCUGUGCUUGUUUUUCCAUGUUCUGCUGUAUGGAGGAUGAAGUGACAUCAGGGAAUCAUUACUUAAGGUUCCAGAGACUGCUGCUCAGGUGCAGAAAACUUUACUCAGCAAACACAACUUGGAGCAAUUUUAUUAUUGCAGUGACUGGCUUAAAGUUUCUGUAAAAGCAAAAUUAUAAUUAAAUGCUGAAAAAAAGGCAUUUACCAGUCAUAACUUUUUAUGGAACCAAAAAACUUUGCUAUGUAAUAACAUGAACAUUGAUUCAAAAGUGAAAAAUUACUGGUUAUCAUCAAAGUUUUGUUUAUGAUUCCGUGCCAUUAAUCGUUACUAUCAAUGUGGUGCCAUUGAUUUAUAUUUUUGAGUGUUCUGCUAUUCAUGAUCCUUAAGCCUAGCUGAAGCAUUAGGGGCAAAAGAACACCACUCCAUGAAAACAUGUAUACCUGGCUUGGGUUUGUGAUGACAGAGCCCAAAAUCUCUAGAGGAAACAUAGUUUCUUUAGAUUAUAACUAAGAAAAACAACUUUUCAAUAGCAGAACAUGGGAAACUACAAUAAUUAUGCUGGGGAUCCCUCAAGUGAAAAACAGCAAAACUAGUACUUCCAUGGGGCACUUUGGGAUCUUGUAAUGAUGUCAACCUUCAUUACAUGAUGGUGAAGUAGUCAUGACAUACUUAAUGAUUGAAACUUGACAAACUGCCAAAUUAAUUAUAUCACUUGCUCAGUAUUAUUCCAAAAACUGGCAUAGUGUAUUGAUUUAAUCUUUCAGAACUUAUGUUAGCUAACCUAUUUUAUUGAUUUGGUCUUUACAGAAAAUAUGUACACACUGUAGUUUCAUCUUAUCACUACACAAUUCUCCUCUCAUACAGACAUGACUGUCAUGAUUACCAUGUCCUUGAAUUUUGUGUUGCCAAAAUGGAUGCCUAUGACUCAAUCCUUGCAAACUUCUUCCUGUGCUCUCUACUUUCUAAGCUCUGGCAUGUAUAGUUUGUCCUUUGGUGGUUGAUAAAUAUCCCUGCCAACCCCCUUCUACACUGGAAAAAUUCAAGUAAAGCAAUCCAUUCUUUUGUCCUUUAUCUACCAAUCUGUGUCAGUGCAGGAGGGAAGUAUGUAAAUUUGUAAAAAUACUCGGGUCAUUUCUAACAUUUGCUCUUACUAGAUAGAAAAUUUAACUUUCUUUGCUAAGGUAAAUUACAAAAAAAAAAAAAAGCACUCUGAAGGGUAACCUUCACCUUGUAGAGUGGUGGAUGCCAGGGCUUGUGGCUUGCUGGCAAUCUUGAAGUGAAUGCUUACACUUGAGUUGCUUGGCAAAAGGUGUAUCUUGCUCCCAGGGAAACUAGUUAUCAGGUUAUGCCUAAGGUUGUAAUACAAAAACUACUAUUUUUGUUAAUACAAGCAUGGAACACUUUGUCUGACAUUCAGACUGUAUACAAUCAGGAGUCAGUGGUUGUUAACACAUAGCUUUGCAGUUGGGUAAUUCUUGCUCUGUACUUAAAUUUCUAAAAUUUUAUUGUUAAGAAAAACCCUAAGUGAAACCAAUAGAUGCUAUUAAAGAGAACUAAAUUUACUUGCUAUCAGAUGAAGGGAACUCAGUAUUUCAGCUUAAAGCAAAUGAGUUGUGUGGUUUCUUUUAUACUGAAUGAAAGUUGCUUUACCAUUUUGAUAUUAGAAAGUGUAAUGUGAGCUGCCUGAUCAACUGAUGAGCUGAGCUGCUUUAUCCAGAGCUGUGGAGGCGGAAAAUGGAAGAGCCCGAGAGAAAAAGCUGCUGUAUGACAGAAGGGCUGCCGCUGUUACUCGACAGAACUGACACCACUAAAUCAGUAUUACAUUUUGAAACUCAGAAGGCAUGAAAACUUAAGUGUGUGUGCAUGCACGGGAAACUCACUUGUGCUGCACUGUUUGGGUGUGGUCUUCCGGGGUCAGUGGUGUGUGAGACUGUUGUUACGGGCAAGAGGACUGUGCCUAUGUUGUUAAUACAGAAAUGUUUUGGUGCUCAAAUCCAGAGAUUCUGGAAUCCUUAAUACAAAAGAAAAAGUGAA